Messenger RNA from Dermatophagoides pteronyssinus (European house dust mite), 3793 nucleotides. RefSeq lists its product as uncharacterized. NCBI's taxonomy places the organism in Eukaryota, Metazoa, Arthropoda, Arachnida, Sarcoptiformes, Pyroglyphidae. The record is from RefSeq and is a predicted model, not a curated record. Gene Ontology annotation, biological process: signal transduction.
AAUUCAUCUUUGGUUUUGUUAAUUUGUAAUUAAAAAUCAUUAAUAUUUUUCAAAAACAAAACUUUUUUUAAUUAUCAUCGUCGUCAUCAUCGUCUGUCAGUCAUAAAUCAUGUUGACUAUUAAAACACCAGAUAUCAAUGAUCUUCAUCAUCAUGUUCAUCAUCAACAAAAUCAUCAACAAAUCAAUUAUCGUCAAUUAUCAUCAUCAUUACCAUCAUCUAAUUUGGAACAAUUAGAUACAUCAUCAUCAUCAUUGUUAACAUCGAACAAUCAUCAACAACAACAACAACAAACACGUUCAUCAUUGAUAUUAACUGAUCAUCAUUCAUCAAUAACGAUGGCUAUUGCAACACAAAUAACAUCCACAUCACAACAACAACAACAACCGCCGCUGCAACAACCUCAACUGCCGCAAUUGCAAACAAUGAUACAAUCGCAACAACAGCAGACGCAACAACUGCAAACGCAGCAACAUUUGCAGAUGCAAACGCAACAGACGCAACAACAAAAACAUAUCGAUAAUAUUGAUCGUAUGAUUGGAAUCAUAUUUGUACAGGAAACAUUUAUAAAUAAUUAUGAUAAUAGUAGAUUAAUUUAUCCAAAUGAAAUAUGUUUGGGUACAAUAAUCUUAUCCAAAUAUAAUCAUUUAAUUUAUGCAAAUUCAUUACGUAAAUUAAUCAAACAAGAAUCAAUAUUUCAAAUGGAUGAUAAUUUUGUUUUCAUAUCACCAUUUGGUUGUAUAAUAUCCCAGGAACAAGAAUCACAAAUAUUAAUUUGUUAUUUAAUAACGGAAAAAAAUACAAUACAAUUACGACGAAAACCUAAACAAAAUUGUUUUUCAUUAAUAGGAUUUUAUUCAACAACAAAUCAAUCAUCAUUACCUUUGACAAUAUUUAUUGAUUAUAUUUAUGCAAAUUAUUAUUUAGAUUUAAAACAAUUACGAACAAUAAUUGAUGAUAAACUUGAAGAUAUGAAACCAGUAAAUCGAUUAAAAUUAUCAAAUCAAACAUAUUAUUUUCGUAAAUCAUCUGGUUUGAUUAUCAAUCCAUUAAAUGAAUCGAAUAUUCAUUUAAUUGAAAUAAUUAAUUAUUCAAAUAUUAUGAUUGAAUUUGAACGAUCAUCAUUAUCAAUACAAGAUUUUACAGAUCAAAGAAAUUUAAUUGCAUUUAAUCAAGAUCGUUCGGUUAAGAAAUUUAUUGAAGAUAUUCCAACAUCAUCGACAACGACGACAGCAUUAACAACAACAACCAAAACAAACAAUAACAACCAUAAUAAUAUCGAAGGAAGAUCAGAUUCGAUAUUGAUAAAAAAUCGUCCAUCACGUUCGAUAUAUCGAAGGAAAACAACGAAAAAACGUAUUAAACAAAUUAUGAUUAGUUAUGUUCGUCAUGAAGCUGCUGAUCAUGCAUUACAAUUAAAAAAAUCAUUACUUGAAUGUGGUUUUUCGGUUUAUCUGGAUGUACAUGAAAUACAAAUGGGUAGCGAUUGGCAAGAUUCAUUAAAUUCAGCUGUACAAAAUUGUAAUUAUUUUGUUCCAUUAAUAACACAAAAUUAUGGCCGUACACAAUGGACGAAUAGAGAGAUAAAAUUAGCCGAUAUUAAACAAAAACAUAUCAUACCGAUAAAUUUUUUAGAUUUAUGGCCACCCGAAUGUUUAGCAAUACAAUUUGCAACCACUCAAUACAUAUCAUGGAAUCCACAUUCAGAUUCAAAUGAACCAAAUAAUCGUUAUGAUGGUAAAACAUGGCCUAUUGAAGAAAUAUGGGAAGUAACAAAUUUAAUAAAAGAAAGAAUAAAUAAAUUAUCAUUACGUGUAACAUCGACAACUAUUAAUGAAGAUUUGCCAUCAAUACAACAACAAGAUAAUAAAAAUCAUUAUCAAUCACAACAACAACAACAACAACAACAACAAUCAGAACAACAACAACAACAACAAACAACAACAAGAAAAUUAAUUGUUAUUAGUUCACAUCCCGAACAGCAACAAGAAUCGGCAAGAAUUAAAUCAAUUUUAUCGGAUAAAUAUGAUGUUUGGUGUAGUAAUGAUUUUAAAGAUUUGGUUGGUACAAAAAUAAUGAAUAAUAAUCAUCCAAAUAAUCAACCACCAUCAUCAUCAUCAUCAUCAACAUCAACAUCAUUUAAAAAUCGUUUUGAUCAAGAUCUAACGACAAUUAGUGAAGAAAAUUCUACAUUAACCCGUUCGACACAGGAUUAUGCACGUCAUAUUGCUGAAAGUUGUAAACAACGGCCAAAAUCCGUACCAAAUCCCGAUCGUUUAACAAUAAAUAAGAAAAAAGAAUUAAGUCGUGUAUUUUCAUGCGGUGAAACAACACAUCAUUCAUCAUUCAGUGCUGAUAAAUUAGAUCAUUUACAAUGUUUUCAGAAAAAAGUAUCACAAUCAUCAUUAGUUAUAAUAUUAUCAUCGAAAAAAUAUUUUAAUUCAAAAACAUCGGAAGAACAUGUUUAUUAUUGUGGACAACGUUUUAAAGCAAUACAUGUACAAUAUGAUGAUAGUCCAUCACCAGUUUGGUUUACCAAAUUGAUUAGUCAUGAAAAAUUGAAAUAUAAAAGUCCAACAUUUGAAAAUGAUCUAUUAAAUCGAAUCAGUCGUACAUUAGAUCCAGAUUGUAAAGAAAUAAAAUAUGAUGAUCAAAUUAUUAAUUGUUUAGCUGAUAUGAUGAAAAAAAAUAUGCCCGAUCAGGAAACAUGUGUGUUUGUAUUCGGUAGUACAAAUACAGAUAAUUUAGAUCCCCGAACAAAUCAAAUAUGUAAAGAAAUUGGUAAAGAAUUAGCAAAACUUGUAAAAAAUAUAAAUAUUAUAACAAAUGGUACAUAUGGUGCUGGUGAUAUUGUUGCACAUACAUUUUAUGAAGAAUGUCGUACAAAUCAUUCAUCACAAAAAUCUACUGGUUCAGUUGUACAUAUUAUACCACAACGACAAGAUGAUGAUCAAGAUAUAACACCGGAAAAAGUUUCAUAUGGACAGACAAUAUUUUUAGGACAAUCAACUAAACAAAGAGAUUCGGUUAUUGCACGUAUGUUAGAUACGGCAUUAUUGAUUGGUGGUGAUAAAGAUGCUGCAAGAGAAAUUGAAGAAUUUAUAUGGAAUGAUCAUUUUGUUAUACCAAUAAAAUCAACUGGUGGUGCAGCGGGUGGUGAAUUUGAAGUACCACAAAAAAUGUUCAAUUGUCCGAUUGGUGUUGAUGAAAAAAAUUGGCAAAUAUUAUCGGAAACGAAUGCAACACCACGUGAAGUUGCUAAAGCUGUUGUUAAUAUAAUAUUUCAAUUGAAAAAAGCAAUAUAUGAACAUGCAAGUAGUAGACAAAAUAUUAUUAUUGAUAAUAAUAAUUUAGUUGAAAAACAAAAUAAAUCAUCAUUAACAAAUGAUCAUCGACAAAUUAAAAGACGUUUAGCUAAUAGAAAAAAAUUAAAUACCGGUUCAGUGAAUAGUAAUAAUGUUAGCAAAACAGAAUUGAAUCAUAAUCAUCAAUAUUUUAAUCAUAAUGGUCAAACAACAACAUUACGAUCAACAACAUCAUCAUCAACAAUAGCAACAAUUGAACAACAACGAUCAUUACCAUUAUGGUCAAAAUCAAUUUCAAGUGAAGAUUCAAGUAAUUUAAGUAAUAGUGAUUCUGGUGAUCUGAAUGGUAAUAAUAGUGGUAUUGAUAAUAUUGAUGGUAAUAUUGUUCAUCUACUAAAUAAUAAUAAUGAUAAUAAUAAUACAAUGAAUCGUUUACGAAAAUUUUUUCAUCGAAUACUUUUUAGAAAAAAAGAACGAUCAUCAAUCUAA